GCAGAACACGUUGGCGUAGUUGGGGCAUUGUUAGAGUUGAGGAGAAAUGCGUGGUACUGUCUGGCAGUUUUACCUAUGCGUAAGGAGUCUUUAGGUUUAGUGUAGAUAUAAUAGACAUUGCUAGGGUCACCAGAAAGUGUGUUUUUCAAACAACUUAAGCGGCCAUAACUAGCAUCAGGGACACAUAAACUUGUGAAAGCAGAAGUUGGCAAGCUAGCUAGACUUUAUCUUACGAGCUAGCUAGGCACUUACUCCUCGCUCACAAAGACGCACAAAACUCUAUAGCUACCUAAUAUUUUACUACCUAACCUUUUACCAAUUCGACAGUAACGCGCCGAUUCUUCUAAAGUAGGAUGGUCAGACUUUAAAACUCAUCUUUGACUUUAAACCUCACGUAGUGCAGGGAUCUGUCUUUGUCAAGAUCACUAUUAUACGACAACCCUGAGCGACAGAUUGUAUCAAUACUGUCUUAAAUCGUUUGUCAGGUAACGGUAAAGUAGAUACUUUUGGCCAAGAUACAAAGUAUCUUUAUUUUAAACGAAAUCGUAUGUUUUAGACGGCCUAAUUUCCCGAUAUUAGCUAACUGUUAGCUAACACCACCUAGAAGGAAAAUGGCUAGACAGGGAAGCAGCCGGAGGCAGAGAGUCUAUCCUCCCAGUCUUUGAAAAGCGAAAGUAGGGCUAGCUGGCUAGUAUCCGUAUUAGCGCUAGCUGAGCUAUCAGUUUUCACUUGUCUUGAGGGUGAAGUGAAUUGCAUAGGCAAUUAGCCAGGAACGCUAAUGUUAGCUUAGCGUAACUAGUAGGGCACAUGACUAGCUCAUUUUAAAUGCAAGGGAACCCCGAUCCUGUGAAACUAGUUAGGUAGUCUGGAAAGAGCAGCCAACAAAUAUUGGACUGCAUUGAAAUACCCCAGAAGGCUAGGAAACAACUUGAAUACGACUAAGACAGUUGGAUGUGUCUGUCAGUUGUAGCUCGAUGCUUCUUGUAGGUAGCUCGCUAUAACUAGCAAAGUUAGUUCUAGCUGCUAGGCUAUCUAUCUAGCAUUAGCAGGUUGCUUUACUAGCCAUUUCAGUUAGCUCGGAGCUGGCCAAUCAAGUUCCCAGCUAGCUUGUCCUAACUAGCCACCAAAAAUGUCAAAUCCGACAAACGAAGCUCUGUUCUUGAUAAAAGACGUGAAGCCUGGAUCGAAAAAUUUGAAUAUUGUUUUCAUUGUUCUGGAAAUCGGCCGUGUGACUAAGACCAAGGAUGGCCACGAAGUGCGCUCCUGCAAGGUGGCCGACAAGAGCGGCAGCAUCGCCAUCUCGGUGUGGGAUGAGCUUGGGAGUCUCAUUCAGCCUGGAGACAUCAUCCGCCUGACCCGAGGCUACGCCUCCAUUUGGAAGGGCUGCCUCACGCUCUACACUGGAAGAGGAGGAGACCUGCAGAAGAUCGGAGAGUUCUGCAUGGUGUAUUCAGAAGUGCCCAACUUCAGUGAACCCAACCUAGAGCUGCUGAAUCAGUCCAGCCAGCACAAGACUGGUAAGGGGGAUCAGAAUCAGAGGGGAAACUCUCCACCCAAUCAGAACUCAGGUGCACCUGCCCAGCCAGGUAAUGGUGCCAUGCAACCUUUUGCCAGUAACAACUCCAGUAGCACUCCUGCUUUUGGAGGGGGUGGGAGGCCCAACGGCCGUUCCCCUGGUAACGGGGCCCCCCCUGUUUUGGCCGGGGGACCCUCCAGUGCCCCCAAGCCCGCGGUCACCAUUAGCAACGGACGUGACCCCCGUCGUGCCAAAAGAUAAAAUCGGAAGACGAGAUUUUUCUCAUGUCGUGUGUCUGACGCCUCCUAUGAGCAGCCACACCUGGCAUUUACAAUUCAGGCACUGAAAAUACUAUUUAGUGGAGGUUUUAAAGUACGUAAGCUGAUAGCAUGCCGGUUGAUCUAUCAGUUCGCAAUAAGCACUGCCAUCGUGGAGGACCAUGACUCUGACCUUUCUGGAAGACUUGUGAAGGCACAAACGGUGGGCAGUGACCUCACCCCUCCAGGACUCACGGUCAUCUCCAGCACUUAGGCUGCUCGUCCCUCACAUCUCCCUUCUGUUGCCUGAGAAUACACACCUACUUGAACACUUGAUGCACUUUCUUCUCUUAAUUUAUAGCGGACAUGUUACUGUCAGUUGAUUCAGGAAGUGAUUUCUGCUGUUUGGGGGAAAAAAAUGCCUCAAGUAGGCAAAAUUACUUCAAAGAAUGAAUUGACAAGCUUUUAAACUCAUCUGAAGGGUGUCCCUUCUCAACCAAAAUGUAUUGAAAGUGACCGUGUGAAAGGAAAAGUUAUAUAUGAUUUGUAACUGUAGGUUGGUUAAAUUUAGAGAAGUACAUCUAUGGUUCUUAUGAGAUCUAAAUUUGUAUUGUAAUCAUGUGUGGGACCAAGAACUGCUGGCUAAAGGGUUCAACAAAUAAAGUUUUCAAUGUUC
Messenger RNA from Osmerus eperlanus (European smelt), 2449 nucleotides. It is a transcript of the gene nabp1a, whose product is annotated as nucleic acid binding protein 1a. Gene Ontology annotation, biological process: response to ionizing radiation; mitotic cell cycle checkpoint signaling; double-strand break repair via homologous recombination. The transcript has 6 exons. Gene Ontology annotation, molecular function: DNA binding. Lineage: Eukaryota; Metazoa; Chordata; Actinopteri; Osmeriformes; Osmeridae. The coding region runs from base 1130 to 1777 and encodes 215 amino acids. Gene Ontology annotation, cellular component: SOSS complex. The record is from RefSeq and is a predicted model, not a curated record.